CUCAAUUCGUCUGUAUCUUUUUGAGAAUGAGAACAGCAUGGCGCACGUUGGCUUAUGUUAUGAUAGUUGCUCUUCUUCCACAAGUGUCGCUAUACAACAUCAAGACUGACGUAAACUUUACACCUUACCUCGUCAACAAAGAGUACGUGCGUCACAUACAUUCGAUGGUGAACGCGUACAGUAACAGAGGCGAUGGUGCGGGCCGGCUGGUGAUCGAGACGAACGCGCUCAUCGACACAAAGUACCGCACCUGGAAACGCAACGCGGACCUCAUCAACUCGCUACUCGCGCUACCGAAGGGCAUGAACGAAGCCGGACGCUAAAUGCCCUAAUUACAUCUAGCCUCGUACCUUGUUAAUGUCUUGUAAUAAAUCGAUAACACUGUUAAAAGUUGACUUUUUCACGAACAUUUCAUAUUUAUUUACUAGCUUUGUGCUUUUUAUUGAUUUCCUUAUCGUCCACCGGGAUGGUGGGAGGCGACUUCAAAUUAGAUGCGGUUACACCUUUAUGAAUCACGUGGACGCAGUAAGGUUGGGACUUUAAUUAUCUUUGAAUUUCUUUGCAUAUGUGCAAGUUUCCUCACUUGUAUUCUAUUUUC
Messenger RNA from Papilio machaon (common yellow swallowtail), 598 nucleotides. RefSeq lists its product as uncharacterized. Gene Ontology annotation, cellular component: extracellular region. Gene Ontology annotation, biological process: response to light stimulus. The record is from RefSeq and is a predicted model, not a curated record. The transcript is spliced from 3 exons. Gene Ontology annotation, molecular function: hormone activity. Lineage: Eukaryota; Metazoa; Arthropoda; Insecta; Lepidoptera; Papilionidae. Bases 27 to 323 code for a protein of 98 amino acids.